This is a messenger RNA of Erythranthe guttata (spotted monkey flower), 1090 nucleotides long. Its product is annotated as protein ATAF2. The record is from RefSeq and is a predicted model, not a curated record. Gene Ontology annotation, biological process: regulation of DNA-templated transcription. Gene Ontology annotation, molecular function: DNA binding. NCBI's taxonomy places the organism in Eukaryota, Viridiplantae, Streptophyta, Magnoliopsida, Lamiales, Phrymaceae.
AAGGCCAAAGGUUUCAUUUUUCUUCGUUUCAGAGAAGAUUCAAAGCAAACUAUAGCAGCAGAAACUGAGAAAAAAGAAAAGUCAAGUCUUAGGGGAAUUAAUAAAAAAAAAAAAAAGGUUAAUAACUAAGAAGAUUAUUGGAUAGUGAAUGAAGGGUGGCGAUCAGCAGUUGAGUUUACCGGCGGGAUUCAGAUUCCAUCCGACGGACGAGGAGCUUGUGGUGCAUUAUCUCUGCCGUAGGUGUGCGGGACACCAGAUUGCACCCCCUAUUAUCGCUGAAAUUGAUCUCUACAAAUUUGAUCCAUGGCAACUUCCUGGUAUGUCACUGUACGGUGAAAAAGAGUGGUAUUUUUUUUCUCCAAGAGACCGGAAAUACCCGAACGGUUCACGGCCGAACCGGGCCGCUGGAGCCGGCUACUGGAAAGCCACCGGAGCCGAUAAGCCGGUGGGAAAGCCGAAGACUCUGGGAAUAAAGAAAGCACUAGUGUUUUAUGCAGGAAAAGCUCCUAAAGGAAUCAAAACAAACUGGAUUAUGCACGAAUACCGUUUGGCUAAUGUGGAUAGAUCCGCCGGCAAAACAAACAAUUUGAGGCUUGAUGAUUGGGUGCUGUGCCGAAUAUACAACAAGAAAGGAACCCUCGAAAAGCAUUAUAAUGUGGUUGAUCAAGAGGCGGUUCAAUUUUCAGACAACGAAGAACAAAAGCCGAAUGUGAAUACCAAUGUGUUCCCGCGCAAUAACAAUCCGAUGAAUAACGAGUACGUGAAUUUCGACACGUCGGACUCCACACCUAAGUUGAAUAAUACCUACUCGAGUACCACAAGUUCUCACGAGCACGUCUUAUCGCCCGAUUUUAAGGAAGUCCAAAGUGAACCGAAGUGGAGCGAGUUCGAAAGUAAUACUCCGUUUGGUUUUCAGACGAAUUAUUACAUGGACGACGUGUUUCAAGAAGACCCUUUUGCCUAUCAGACGAUGCAGUAUAAUAACGAGCAGCUCUCGUUAUUGCAAGAGGUGUUUGGUUAUAAUUAAUAUGUCGAGUUAUAGUAAUUUUGAUCAUCAAUAGUAUAGUAUAGUAUAAAAAGAAUAGAUAGC